Messenger RNA from Vicia villosa (hairy vetch), 852 nucleotides. RefSeq lists its product as uncharacterized. The transcript has a single exon. NCBI's taxonomy places the organism in Eukaryota, Viridiplantae, Streptophyta, Magnoliopsida, Fabales, Fabaceae. The record is from RefSeq and is a predicted model, not a curated record. The coding region runs from base 1 to 852 and encodes 283 amino acids.
AUGCAUGCUAACAUUGAUCGUAUCAUAUCGGCAGAAAUACCAAACAAAGACACUGACGAAAAGUUGUAUAACUUGGUUAAAUCUCACAUGAUUCACGGACCUUGCGGAAAUGCUUUUCGGAAUUCACCGUGUAUGAAGGAAGUUAAAUGUUCAAAAUACUUCCCUAAAGACUUUCGGCGUGAUACGAAUGUUGAUCAAGAUGGAUAUCUGGUAUAUAGAAGAAGGGAAAACGGUCACACUAUCGUUAAGAAUGGAAUUGAGAUUGACAAUAGAUUUGUUGUUCCCUACAUUGCAAAGUUAUUUCUGAAGUACAUAGCUCGUAUUAACAUGGAAUGGUGCAAUCAAAGUACAUCCGUCAAAUAUUUGUACAAAUACAUCAACAAAGGCUAUGAUAGAAUAAUUGUUGCAAUUAUAAUGAAUCAAGAUGGAACUGCUUUGCAACAUGACAUCAUCGAUGAGAUCAAACAGUAUAUUGACUGUAGGUACGUUUCUCUGAGCAAAGCUGCUUGGAGAAUUCAUGCUUUCCCUAUUCAUGGAAGAAAACCAGCUGUAGAAAGACUACAUUUUCACGCUGAGGGUCAAAAUUCACUCUUCUUUACUGAUGUCAGCAGUAUUACCACAUUCCUUGAUAAACCGAGUGUUACGGAAUCAAUGUUUACAUCUUGGUUUGAAGCCAACAAGAAAUACGAAGAAGCACGACAACUAACAUAUAGAAAUUUUGCUUCGAAGUUUGUAAACGUAAAAAAAAGAGUGGAAACUCAGGCAAAAGGGAUAUACAAUUGGCAGACUAAUAUGGGUUCCCCUAAUUACCGGAGAAUUGUACUAUCUCAGGAUGAUGCUAACACAUGUUAA